This is a messenger RNA of Gekko japonicus, 7491 nucleotides long. RefSeq names its product tetratricopeptide repeat domain 28 (gene TTC28). The record is from RefSeq and is a predicted model, not a curated record. The coding region runs from base 1 to 7491 and encodes 2496 amino acids. NCBI's taxonomy places the organism in Eukaryota, Metazoa, Chordata, Lepidosauria, Squamata, Gekkonidae. Gene Ontology annotation, molecular function: protein binding. The transcript is spliced from 23 exons.
AUGUCGCCGGCGCUGACUGUCCUUGGGGCUGGAGGGAACAGUGUCUCCUGUGCCUUUUCUCCUGGGACAGAGGCAGGCCGCGGUGCUGGUUCUUUCCCGAGGGAUCCAGUGGUGUCAGAUAAGGACUCUGGCAGCACUCUGGAUGAUGAAGCCGGAGGUCUUCACGGGGAGGUGAAGCUCAGUCAGCUUUGUGGCCGGAAGACCUCCUUGGGGUUUGGAGGGGAAGAGGGAGAGGGCGAUUUCUGGCCCAGGGAAUGGUCUCUCGAGGCCAUGCCGUCUGUGGAGCGGGUGGCCAGGCAGGCGUUGGGCCGGAGGGGCGGGACCCUGUUUCCCAGCCCUCCCAAGCCCCGCCCACGGGAGGACCCCCGUGCCCCUCAGCUCCGGUCUGGGCAGGAGCAGGCCUACUUCCGGCAGGGUGUCGCCCUCCAAUUCCUGGGGCGCCAUGCCGACGCCCUGGCAGCGUUCGCCUCCGGCCUGGCGCAGGACCCCAAGAGCCUGCAGCUCCUUCUGGGGAUGGUGGAAGCCGCCAUGAAGUCUCCCAUGCGAGAGUCCCUCGAGCCGACAUACCAGCAGCUGCAGAAGAUGAAACUGGACAAGAGCCCCUUUGUGGUGGUCUCUGUGGUCGGCCAGGAGCUGCUGACGGCCGGCCAUCACGGGGCCUCGGUGGUCGUCCUGGAAGCCGCCCUGAGGAUCGGCACCUGCAGCCUGAAGCUGCGCGGCUCCGUCUUCUCCGCUCUGAGCAGCGCCUACUGGUCCCUCGGCAACAGCGAGAAGAGCACGGGCUACAUGCAGCAGGACCUGGACGUGGCCAAGACCUUAGGUGACCAGAUGGGCGAAUGCCGGGCUCACGGGAACCUGGGCUCGGCCUUUUUCUCCAAAGGAAACUACCGGGAGGCCUUGUCCAACCACCGGCACCAGCUGAUGCUCGCCAUGAAGCUCAUGGACAGAGAGGCGGCCUCCUCCGCCCUCAGCAGCCUGGGCCACGUCUACACGGCCAUCGGCGACUACCCCAACGCUCUGGCCAGCCACAAGCAGUGCGUCCUCCUGGCCAAGCAGGGCAAGGACGACCUCUCCGAGGCGCGAGAGCUGGGCAACAUGGGCGCCGUCUACAUCGCCAUGGGCGACUUCGAGAACGCGGUGGGCUCCCACGAGCAGCACCUGAAGAUCGCCAAGGAGCUGGGCAACCGGCGGGAGGAGGCCCGGGCCUACAGCAACCUGGGCAGUGCCUACCACUACCGGCGCCACUUCGACAAGGCCAUGUCCUACCACAACCACGUCCUGGCGCUGGCCCAGGAGCUGGGGGAGAAGGCCAUCGAGAUGCGGGCCUACGCCGGCCUGGGCCACGCCGCCCGCUGCCUGCAGGAUCUGGAGAGGGCCAAGCAGUACCACGAGGAGCAGCUGUGCAUCGCCGAGAGCCUGCAGGAUCGGGCCGCCGAGGGGCGGGCCUCCUCCAAUCUCGGUAUCAUCCACCAGAUGAAGGGGGAGUACGAGAAGGCCCUGCAGCUGCACAAGGUGCACCUGUCCAUCGCCCAGGAGCUGAACGACUAUGCGGCCCAGGGCCGGGCCUACGGCAACAUGGGCAACGCCUACAACGCCCUGGGCCUCUUUGACCAGGCCGUCAAGUUCCACCGGCAGGAGCUGCAGAUCUCCAUGGAGGUGAACGACCGGGCCUCCCAGGCCUCCACGCACGGCAACCUGGCCGUGGCCUACCAGGCGCUCGGGGCGCACGACCGGGCCCUGCAGCACUACCAGAAUCACCUCAACAUUGCCCGGGAGCUGCGGGACAUUCAGAGCGAAGCGCGGGCGCUGGGCAACCUGGGCAACUUCCACUCUUCUCGCGGGGAGUUUGCCCAGGCGGCCCCCUACUACGAGCAGUACCUACAGCUCUCCCCAGACCUGCAGGACAUGGAGGGCGAGGGCAAGGUGUGCCACAACCUGGGCUAUGCCCACUACUGCCUGGGCAACUACGAGGAGGCGGUGAAGUAUUACGAGCAGGACCUGGCCCUGGCCACGGACCUGCGCGACAAGCUGAGUCAGGCCAAAGCCUACUGCAACCUGGGCUUGGCCUUCAAGGCCCUGGCCAACUUCGGCAAGGCAGAGGAGUGCCAGAAGUACCUCCUGUCCCUGGCCCAGUCGCUUGGCAAUACCCAGGCCAAGUUCCGGGCCCUGGGCAACCUGGGCGACAUCUCCGUCUGCAAGAAAGACCUCAGUGGCGCCAUCCGGUUCUACGAGCAGCAGCUGAGCUUGGCCCACCAGGCCACGGACCGGAAGCUGGAGGCCAGCGCCUACGCCGCCCUGGGCUCUGCCUACCGACUGGUGCAGAAGUACGACAAGGCCGUGGGCUACCACACGCAAGAGCUGGAGGUGUACCAGGAGCUGGGCGAGGUGCCGGGGGAGUGCCGAGCCCACGGGCACUUGGCGGCGGUCUACAUGUCCCUGGGCAAGUACACCGUGGCCUUCAAGUGCUACCAGGAGCAGCUGGAGCUGGCCCAGAAGCUGCGGGACCCCGGCACCGAGGCCCAGGUCUAUGGCAACAUGGGCAUCACCAAGAUGAACAUGAGCGCCAUGGAGGAGGCCAUCGGCUACUUUGAGCAGCAGCUGGCCAUGCUGCAGCAGCUGAGCGGGAGCGAGGCCGUGCUAGACCGGGGCCGGGCCUUCGGCCACCUGGGCGACUGCUACGAGGCGCUGGGGGACUUUGAGGAAGCCAUCAAGUAUUACGAGCAGUACCUGUCUGUGGCACAGAGCCUGAACCGCAAGCCGGACCAGGUGAAGGCUUACCGGGGCCUGGGUAAUGGGCACAGGGCGAUGGGGAGCUUGCAGCAGGCGCUGGUGUGCUUUGAGAAGAGGCUGGUGGUGGCCCACGAGCUCGGGGAGGCCUUGGAGAAAGCGCAGGCCUAUGGGGAGCUGGGCGCGCUCCACAGCCAGCUGGGCAACUGUGAGCAGGCCGUCUCCUGCCUCGAGCGCCAGCUCAGCAUCGCUCGGGAGAUGAAGGACCAGGCCCUGGAGGGCAGCGCCGCCUGCGGCCUGGGCAGCGUCUACCAGCAGAUGGGCGAGUUUGACACGGCCCUCCAGUACCACCAGCUGGACCUCCAGAUCGCGGAGGAGACCGACAACCCGGCCUGCCAGGGGCGGGCCUACGGCAACCUCGGCCUGACCUACGAGGCCCUGGGCACCUUCGAGAGAGCCGUGGUGUACCAGGAGCAGCACCUCAGCCUGGCCGCCCAGAUGAACGACCUGGUGGCCAAAACGGCCUCCUACAGCAGCCUGGGCCGGACGCACCACGCCCUGCAGAACUACUCCCAGGCGGUCAUGUACCUGCAGGAAGGGCUGAGGCUGGCCGAGCAGCUGGGGCGCAGGGAAGAUGAAGCCAAGAUCCGGCACGGCCUCGGCCUCUCGCUCUGGGCCAGCGGGAACCUGGAGGAGGCGCAGCAUCAGCUCUACCGGGCCUCGGCCCUCUUUGAGACCAUCCGGCACGAGGUGCAGCUGAGCACGGACUACAAGCUCUCGCUCUUCGACCUGCAGACGUCCUCCUACCAGGCCCUGCAGCGGGUGCUGGUCAGCUUGGGGCACCACGACGAGGCGCUGGCGGUGGCGGAACGAGGCCGGACGAGAGCCUUCGCUGACCUGCUGGUGGAGCGGCAGACGGGGCCGCAGGAGUCCGACCCCUACUCCCCUGUGACCGUGGAUCAAGUCCUGGAGACCGUCCACAGCCAGCGGGGGCUGGUCCUGUACUUCUCCCUGGCUGCGGGAUACCUCUACAGCUGGCUCCUGGCACCGGGGGCAGGGAUCCUGAAGUUCCACGAGUGCUGCCUGAGUGACGGCCCAGCCGAGGACUCUGCAGACUUCCCGGAGUGUGGGGCGAACCUCCAAGCCAUCACGAGCUCUGCUCUGGAGCAGCUCUGCUCCAGCGUGCGAGAGGCCCUGGGAGUCGAGUCCUACUACGCCCGCAGCGCUUGCGCCAGCAGCGAGACCGGGAGUGAGGCGGGAGACCUCAUGGACCAGCAGCUGGAGGAGACAAACAACAAGCUGAAUUCGGUGACAGACCCCACCGGCUUCCUGAGGAUGGUUAGCAGGAACAACCUGUUCAACAGGAGCUACCAGAGCAUGAGCAGCCUCUUCAGCAGUCCGGUGUCCCCCACCAGGGAGGCCACCUCUUCGCUGCCCCGUCGGCCGAGCACACUCAGCAAGUCCCCGCUGCGCACCCUCUACGACCUGCUGAUAGGGCCCAUGGAAGGGGGCCUGAUGCAUUCCAGUGGGCCUGUGGGCCGCCACCGGCAGCUCACCCUGGUUCUGGAAGGGGAGCUGUACCUCAUCCCCUUUGCCCUCCUCAAGGGCAGCUCCUCCAACGAGUACCUCUACGAGCGCUUCAGCCUCAUCGCCGUGCCCUCCCUCCAGGCCCUCAACCCCAGCUCCAAGAGCCAGUCGAAGAAGAACGCUGCCGUCUACAGCAGCUCUCCCUCCACGGCCGCCGUCAUCGGCAACCCCAAGCUGCCCUCCUCGGUGAUGGACCGCUGGCUGUGGGGGCCCAUGCCCUCAGCCGAGGAGGAGGCCCUCGCCGUGUCGGAGCUCCUGGGCUGCCAGCCGCUGGUGGGCGGCCUGGCCACCAAGGAGCGGGUGAUGAGCGCGCUGGCGCAGGCUGAGUGCGUGCACUUUGCCACUCACAUCUCCUGGAAGCUGGCCGCUCUGGUCCUGACGCCCAACGCUGAGAGCAUCGCGGCCGCCAGCAAGGGCUGCUUUGGGAACUCCUACACGAUCCCUGAGUCCCUGCGCGUGCAAGACGACGCAAGCGACGUGGAGAGCCUUUCGGACUGCCCGCCCCUGCAGGAGUUCCUGCUCACCGCGGCCGACAUCCUGGACUUGCGCCUGCCCGUCAAGCUGGUGGUCUUGGGCUCCUACCAGGAGUCCAACAGCAGGGUCACGGCGGACGGGGUGAUCGGACUGACGCGCGCCUUCCUGGCGGCCGGGGCGCGGUGCGUCCUGGUCUCCCUGUGGCCCGUCCCGGUGGCGGCUUCCAAGCUGUUUGUGGAGGCCUUCUACUCGGCCCUGCUGAAAGGGCCGUGCUGGGGGCGGGGGCAGCGGGGACCAACCUCGGCCCCUUGGGUGGGGAGACCGGGACACGUCUGGGCGGGCUUCAUGCUGAUUGGGAGCGAUGUGAAGCUCAACAGCCCUUCUUCUCUGAUUGGACAGGCCUUGACGGACAUCCUCCAGCACCCGGAACGAGCACGCGAUGCCCUGCGGGUUCUGCUGCACCUGGUGGAGAAGUCCCUGCAGCGCAUCCACAGUGGGCAGCACAACUCCAUGUACACCUCUCAGCAGAGCGUGGAGAACAAAGUCGGGGGGAUCCCCGGCUGGCAGGCGCUGCUGACCGCCGUUGGUUUCCGUCUGGACCCCCCAGCCAGUGGGCUGCCGGCAGCCGUCUUCUUCCCCACCGCAGACCCAGGGGACCGGCUGCAGCGCUGCAGCACCACCCUGCAGGCCUUGCUGGGUUUGCCCAAUGCUGCCCUGCAGGCCCUCUGCAAGCUCACCACCGCCUCCGAAAGUGGGGAGCAGCUCAUCGGCCAGCUCCAUCAGGUGCUGGUGCAACUCCAGGUGGGGGAGAAGGAGCAGGACUUCUCUCUGGCACCCAUCCAGGUCUCCAUUAGCGUCCAGCUGUGGCGGCUGCCGGGCUGCCACGAGUUCCUGGCAGCGCUGGGAUUCGACCUCUGUGAAGUCGGGCAGGAGGAGGUGAUCCUGAAGACGGGCAAGCAGGCCAGCCACCGGACCCUGCACUCCGCUCUCCAGACCCUGCUGGCCCUUUUCGACUCCACAGAGCUACCCAAGCGCUUGAGCUUAGACAGCUCCUCGUCCCUGGAAUCCCUGGCCUCGGCUCAGUCCGUCUCCAAUCCGGGGCCUCUCGGCUAUCCGCACCCACCGUUUUCCCCCACGGGCCCGGACAGCUUGGCCUCGGACGCCAUCUCCGUCUACAGCCUGAGCUCCAUCGCCUCCUCGGUCAGCUUUGCCUCCAAGCCGGAGGGCGUGCUGGAAGGGGGAGGAGCCCGCGGGCGCCCAGACUAUGAGAGGCCAAAGAACAUCCACCCCCAAAGGACCCAGAGGACACGUGGCCCGUUCUCCCCACAAACCAGCACGGCCUUUGGCAAAGAUGGGGACGAUUACGAGGGGUACUCCAUCAUCAGCAAUGACCCACUGGGAACGUACCAGGAGACGAGGCAGCCGCGGUUUUCCCCCGACCACAAACCCUCCCAGAUUCAUAAGGCCGGAGGGAUCAAGAUUUCCGUCAGCUCCAAGGGGAGUGUCAGUUCUCCAAACUCCCCUGUUAAAAUGACUCUCAUUCCCAGCCCAAACUCCCCGUUCCAGAAGGUUGGGAAACUGGCGGGUUCAGACACGGGCGACUCUGACCAGUCCAGCACGGAAACGGACAGCACCGUCAAGUCGCAGGAGGAGAGCAACCCAAAGCUCGACCCUCAGGAACUGGCCCAGAAGAUCCUGGAAGAGACUCAGAGCCACCUCCUGGCCGUGGAGCACCUCCAGCGGAGCAGUGGCCAGCUCAGCAAGAGCAGCAGCUUGGACAACGGGGCCUCCCCGCUCGCGGGCGCAUCGUCCUUCCGGUCAUCGGAAACCAGCGCCUUCAGCAGGCCCCUGUGGUCCAGCCACAAGGGCCAGCCUUCCCCCACCUCCGCGAAGCCAAAGCCCCCAACCAGGAGCUCCUCCCUGCAGAAGGUGAGCUCCGGCUACAGCAGCCCAGCAGCCUCCGAGGCCUCCGCCAAGGAAGGCACGGGCCAGCACAGCAACCAGCCGUCCCCCAGCUCCGACCCCCACGGGCCCCUCUUCCGGCUCAAGUACCCCAGCUCCCCCUACAGCACUCACAUCUCCAAGUCCCCCAGGAACAUCUCCCCGAGCUCAGGGCAUCACUCCCCGGCAGGCAGCACCCCAUCCCCGGCGCUCUCCUACUCUUCCGCCAGCUCCGCCCGCUCCAGUCCCGCCGAUGCCCCCGCCCUGGACAAACUCAAGAGGGCCACCAUCGAUGAGAAGGUGCAGGCCAUCCACAACCUGAAGAUGUUCUGGCAGAACAGCCCCCAGAGCUCCACGGGCCCCAUGAAGAUCUUGCGGAGCGCCGCGGGGAGAGCGACGGCCAGGCGGGAUGUGCUCAGCUUAUUGAACUUGUCUCCACGGCACAGCAAGGACGACGCCCCCCCGGACAAGAUGGAGCUGAAGGACUUGUCUGCUCCUCAGCCCCAGACCUCACCACAGAACGGACACAGGCGACCUGACCCCGCCCCGCCCGCGCUCCCGACCAGCACGUCAGGCCCCGGGCACCACCACCCUUUGCGGCUGCCUUCGGGAAACGGUUACAAAUUCCUGUCGCCAGGACGCUUCUUCCCUUCUUCCAAAUGCUCAAGUCCGUUUGAUCUCAUGAAGGGGGGCCCUUUUGUUUGGUUCCGUCUUGUGAAAGGUUCUUCCCUCCACGACGACUGCAGCCCCCAGCGAGCGUGA